Messenger RNA from Podarcis muralis (Common wall lizard), 933 nucleotides. RefSeq names its product olfactory receptor 2D3-like. Gene Ontology annotation, cellular component: membrane. The record is from RefSeq and is a predicted model, not a curated record. Gene Ontology annotation, biological process: G protein-coupled receptor signaling pathway. NCBI's taxonomy places the organism in Eukaryota, Metazoa, Chordata, Lepidosauria, Squamata, Lacertidae. Gene Ontology annotation, molecular function: G protein-coupled receptor activity; olfactory receptor activity.
GACAUGGGAAAUGGAACAGUUGUUAAGGAUUUCAUCCUACUGGGAUUCUCGAGUGUCUCACAUAGCCGGAUCCUUCUCUUCAUACUCUUUCUGUCCAUCUAUGUGGUCACACUAUCAGGGAACAGCGUCAUCAUUGGCGUCACUAGCAUUGACUCCCGGUUGGCCACACCCAUGUACUAUUUCCUCCGGAACCUUGCAGCCAUUGACAUUUGCUACAUUUCCAGCACGGUUCCACAGCUGCUAGUCCAUUUCUUGAGCCAAACCCAGUCAAUCUCGCUUCUGGCCUGUGCUACCCAGAACUACGCCUUUUUUGCCUUUGGUGUGACUGAAUGCUUUCUUCUGGCUGUCAUGGCCUAUGACCGCUAUGUGGCUAUCUGCAACCCCCUAAACUACAUGCUGGUGAUGGGGCAGGGAGCAUGUGCUAAGAUGGCGGCUGCUUCAUGGGUCUGUGGUUUCCUCCAAUCAGUGGUCCUCACAGUGUAUACCUUUCAUGUGCCCUUCUGCAAGUCCAACCGUAUAGACCAUUUCUUCUGUGAGGCCCCUCAGGUGCUCAAGUUGUCCUGUUCUGACACAUAUAUGAAUGAAAUGGUCAUCUUUGCUGUGGCUGUAAUGGUCCUCAUUAUCCCCCUCUCCCUAGUCUUUGUGUCCUACACCCGCAUUGUGGGAACCAUUUUGCGCAUGAGCUCAGCAGCUGGGCGCCUGAAGACGUUCUCCACCUGUGCUUCACACCUCAUCGUUGUCUCCCUUUUUUAUGGGGCAGCCAUUUUCAUGUACAUGAGGCCCAAAUCCACCCACUCUGCCAAUCAGGACAAGAUGAUCUCCUUGUUCUACUCUGUCAUUACCCCUAUGCUCAACCCCAUUAUCUACAGCCUCAGGAACAAGGAAGUGAAGGGGGCAGUGAUGAGAAUCCUGAGGAAAACACUGGAUUCUUAG